This is a messenger RNA of Entelurus aequoreus (snake pipefish), 1522 nucleotides long. It is a transcript of the gene asah1b, whose product is annotated as N-acylsphingosine amidohydrolase (acid ceramidase) 1b. NCBI's taxonomy places the organism in Eukaryota, Metazoa, Chordata, Actinopteri, Syngnathiformes, Syngnathidae. The coding region runs from base 90 to 1268 and encodes 392 amino acids. The record is from RefSeq and is a predicted model, not a curated record. Gene Ontology annotation, biological process: fatty acid metabolic process. The transcript has 14 exons. Gene Ontology annotation, molecular function: fatty acid amide hydrolase activity; N-acylsphingosine amidohydrolase activity. Gene Ontology annotation, cellular component: lysosome.
AGUAAGUCAUCCUGGUGUCACAAGAAAACAAGCAACCCUCGCAAUUGAAUUUCACACAUUUUGUGUUCGGCUCUUGUCAAAUCCACAAAAUGGCCUGCCUGCGGUUCCUCCCUUUAGCUACUUUAUUUACGCUCACAUCGGCACAGUUUAUACCACCGUACACGGAAGACUGCAGGACGGGAAUGUAUCCACCAAGUGGUCCCACGUUUAAAGGGGCGGUCAGCUGGUACACGUUGGACCUCGACUUACCGCCAAAGAACCGAUGGACAGCUGUGAUCACUGAGAAAAAGACAGAGCUGGUCGCCAUGGUCCAGGCCAUCAAAGACUUGGCUGAUGCUUUCGUUCCUGACGGGAAGCUGAUUGAGUUGGUGGACAUCACGCUGCCUUUUAUGGCGAACACACUUCCUUACCCGUUUGGCGAUGAAAUCAAAGGAAUAGCAGCGGCCUCAGGAAUUCCCCUGGGGGAGGUGGUCUUGUUCAACAUCUUCUACGAGGUCUUCACUGUCUGCACGUCCGUCAUCGCAGAAGACGCUAAAGGAAACCUCCUGCAUGCUCGCAAUCUGGAUUUUGGAUUAUUUAUGGGGUGGGACACGCAGAACAAGUCCUGGGUUGUGAGCGAGCUGCUGAAGCCUUUAGUUGUCAACGUGGACUUCCAGAGAAACAAACUGAGCGUCUUCAAGUCCACCAGCUUCGCAGGAUACGUUGGCAUGCUGACCGGCAUCAAACCUAACACGUUCACGCUGACCAUGAACGAGCGCUUCAGCCUGGAUGGAGGAUACAUCGGAAUCCUGGAGUGGAUCAUUGGAAAGCGAGACGGCGUGUGGAUGAGCUUCCUCACUCGCUCCGUGCUGGAAAACGCAACCAGCUACGAAGAGGCCAAAGGUCGCCUGGCUCAGACCAAACUGUUGGCGCCGGCCUACUUCAUCCUUGGGGGGAACAUGACGGGUCAAGGCUGCAUCAUCACCAGAUCGAGACUCCUCAGCCUCGACAUCCUCGAGAUCGACUUGAAGUUGGGCCGCUGGUACGUGUUGGAGACAAACUAUGACCACUGGAAAGAUCCGUUGUUCCUGGAUAACCGCAGGACUCCGGCCAUGAAGUGCAUGAACGCCACCACACAGACCAACAUCUCCAUGACGACGCUUUACGACGUGCUGUCCACUAAACCAGUGCUCAACAAGCUGACCACGUACACGACGCUCAUGAAAGUCUCGGAGGGCACGCUGGAGUCGUACAUCCGAGAUUGUCCCAGCCCCUGCAUGCCCUGGUGACCCCGCCCCCUGCCCCAGAGCCCACCAAUCAGCGUCCUUCACAUCCCUUAGAAACGUUUUAACCUCUCGUCAGUUUACUUUUUCGCCCUUCAUCUUCAACUGUGUUGUGUACAUAAUGUCAAAUGAAAGUAAAUAUUGUGUAAGUUGAGAAAGGGAAGUGCAUGUGAGCGCAUGUCACGAUGGUUCCAGGUGCGGGCUGCCAACCAUGAAAUAAUACGCUUCCUAAUGAUUCAUUAAUAAAAGAAAUUGCUACA